UCAAGAUAGCGAAAGGACGGAUCGAGCAGACAAUUUUGAACGCUCGCGACUCCAAACCGCCCGUAAUUAGUUCCGGUAACUUCUUUACAAAGCUGCCGCCGCCGCUAUGAGCUUCUGAUCGAACAAAUAAAUUUUCGUGUUUAACGCGACCUCCAAGACUCAGGUAUUUUUAGGCAACAUCAACGGCCGUUGGUUCCGCCGGCGGCCCCUCCUCAGCAUCCUCCAGAAGGAUCCGGAGAAUAGCAUCGGUGAGGACAGUUCCGGCUGGUCCAAUGUUUUAGUUUGAUUGACGCGGUCAUGACAAAGGUGUAUUACAAUACGACGAACCCGAACCAGCUGGUCGGGACGAAGCUGCCCAGCAUCAAGAACGUACCGCUAUUGGCCUUCGGAUCGAUAGGACUCACGAACCUGGCGCACCUAACCCUGCUGGCGAGCACCCUUGGCCAGCACAAGCGACCGAUAUAUGCGAUCAAGUGGAACAAACGGACAACUACGUGGGUGUGGACAAACGACCAUCAUCUGAAACACGUCCACCGGCCAAUGCACGCAGAUAUUUAUCUUCCACUCGGUGAACCAAUCGUUUGCAGCACGGAUCGAACCAAAUUCAACCUCCGGUCCAUCCAUUCGGUUGGAAGAUACGGAUAAAACAUCUCCUCGAAGCAAAAAGGGAAAUGAAGUUUUGGUAAUAUUACGAUAAUUUAAAAAAAUAUAUUCGUUUACAAUUUAAAUUAAUUUUUGUUUUUAUUCAAAUGAAAAUAAGAAAAAAUGGGUAUAAAAAACAAUGUUUGUUAAUAUGAUCUCCAUAAGCAUUGCCAUAUAUUCUGUACAUAAUUCCAUCUAUGAAUGUCAUAAGAUAACUCAAUGGAAAUCUUAAUUGACGGCUUUGUCAAAUUUCCCCUCCCAGCCAAAAGAAAAUCUUAUGACAUCCGAAUAAAAUCCUGAUGUCAAAAGGUCAUAAGACGUUCUUAUGGAUUUUGCUAGUACU
Culex pipiens pallens (northern house mosquito) is the source of this 985-nucleotide messenger RNA. RefSeq lists its product as uncharacterized. Lineage: Eukaryota; Metazoa; Arthropoda; Insecta; Diptera; Culicidae. The record is from RefSeq and is a predicted model, not a curated record. The coding region runs from base 298 to 645 and encodes 115 amino acids. The transcript has 2 exons.